AUGUGUGGCUACCAGUGUCGAGAAUGGAAAACAAGCGACGCGGGUGCAGGUGAGAUAGAGAUAGGAGGCCUUCGCCAAUUGUGCGUUAAUCUUGACACUGAAGAGGGUAAGCGUGAAGGUGGCUCUUCUCACGUUGGACCUUCCUCCAACCCUCCGGCAAUUUCCUACCCACACUGCUCCAACACUGGGGAUUCCUUGGUUGUGUUUUCGGUUGAGCUUCGUGACUUUACGCCUGUGUUUCCCCUCCAAGUGGAGAUCACACAAAGUGUUUUUGCCAGUGUGUUUAGAGCUGUUACUAUUGCUAAGACGCUGGUUGUUCUGAACUUUACCAUACGUUGUAUUGUUGAUGGGAUGGCCUGUAGUUGGAAGAGGGCAGGUUUAUGGUCCCAAGUGGCCAUAACUUUUCUCCCACGAAGCCAACGAAUGGGGCUCGGAUUAGGGGUUUUAGGCUCCUCUUCCAGGAUGGCGGAAUUUGCUCGAAACAUUGCUCAUAGAGGAUGUCGGUGCUUCUACCUCUAUUGCCCAAGGCUUUCUAGAUCUGUUGUUGUUGGAAGAUGGUGA
Molecule: messenger RNA, 561 nt
Organism: Lactuca saligna
Lineage: Eukaryota; Viridiplantae; Streptophyta; Magnoliopsida; Asterales; Asteraceae
Source: the annotation of a GenBank genome assembly